AUGGACGGAGAGAAGAAGGGAAAGAGGAAGUACUACUUUGGCGAGGACGGUGUAGGCGUCUGGCGGCCCGGGAUGGAGGUCGGCAACUUCAUGGUUGAUGGUGUCGCAGCAGGCGCGAUGCUGAAGCAUGUUUUGCGGGAGCGGCUCGCGCUCGAUCCCUCGGAGCAUCCGCUGAUGCUGACUGAGCCGGCAUGGAACACGCCGAAAGCGCGCGAGGAGCUCACGCAGCUCGCGUUCGAGGGCGAGGGCGUUCCGGCGCUCUACUUUGGUUCGUCGGGUGUGCUGUCCGCGUUCGCUGCCGGAAAGCCGACAGCUCUCGUGCUCGACAUUGGUUAUGCGAACGCGUCUGCGGUCCCGGUUGUCGACGGCUACGCGCUUCGUGCCGGCACGAUGCGGCAGCCGCUGGCUUCCUCGCUGGUGCUGAACCAGCUGCACCACCACUUCAGCAACCCGACGCCGACGCGUGAUUUCGGUCUCUCGCUCCUGCCGCGACAGCUCGUGAAGCAGCGCGACACGACGGGCGAGGCGGGUGCGCAGCCCAAACCGGUGGUGCGCGACGACCGCGUGCAGGGUACGACGCCGUCGUGGCGCGCGUGGGCGGAGCAGGGCGUCGUCGACCAGUGGAAGGAGGCGUGUGCCGAGGUCGUGUCUGCGCGCGGGUUCGACUUCCAGUCCGCCCGCGACCUGCCCCAGGUCGUUUACGAGUUCCCAGACGGAUACCACCAGUACUUUGGCGAGGAGCGGUACCGCUUCACCGAGAUGCUGUUCGACCCCAAGAACUACUUCAACCAGAGCAUCGAGCCGCCCGCGUCGCUCCGCGCGACUCCGAGCGGGGAGCACUCGCACUCGCUCAAGGACGUCGUGUCGCUCAGCCAGCUCGUGCACGACUCGAUCAUGGCGUGCGACGUCGACGUGCGCGCCGCCCUGCUGCAGAACAUUGUCGUCGUCGGCAACACGAGUCUGACCCGCGGCCUCGUCGAGCGUCUGGACGUGGAGCUCGCGACGCUUCUGCCUAGUGUGAGUGGAGCGAGCGAAGCGAGCGUGCCGAGCGCCAGCUCAGCAGAGCUGACGGCUGUGUAUCAGCUUGGCGGAGCGGCGGAGCACGCGCUGAGCGUCAGCUCAGCGGAGCAAAAAGCUCUUUAUCGUUCAGCGCAGCUCGCCAUCUGUCCACAGCAGCUUAAAGGUGACCUGCGAAGCUAA
Messenger RNA from Trichosporon asahii var. asahii CBS 2479, 1200 nucleotides. RefSeq names its product 53 kda brg1-associated factor b. Gene Ontology annotation, molecular function: chromatin binding. The transcript is spliced from 2 exons. Gene Ontology annotation, biological process: regulation of transcription by RNA polymerase II. Bases 1 to 1200 code for a protein of 399 amino acids. Lineage: Eukaryota; Fungi; Basidiomycota; Tremellomycetes; Trichosporonales; Trichosporonaceae. Gene Ontology annotation, cellular component: NuA4 histone acetyltransferase complex; SWI/SNF complex. The record is from RefSeq and is a predicted model, not a curated record.